AUGAGCGACGUCUCCUUCACAUUCUUCGCCCAUCCGUCCGCCACAGCCCUGCACGAUGCCUGGAAGCGCAGCAUCGCCGAGCUGCUCUCCACGGAGGACCAGAGCCAGGGCCUCAUCACCGUGCUCGCGCGCCCAUUCGAAGACAUGAGCGGCGCCGAAGCCGCCUUCGACUGCCUCGUCUCCCCCGCGAACUCGUACGGGAUCAUGGACGGCGGGAUCGACAUGUACAUCUCGCGCGCCUUUUCUGGCGGCGGGGAUCUCCUCACGCUCAGCCGUGCGAUCCAGGGCGACCUCUACGCGCGCUGGUACGGCUUCGCGCCGCCCACAUCAUGCACGCUCGUCCGCAUCCCCGAGCACCUCCGCAACGCGCAGUACCCGCGCUGCACCGUCCUCGCGGUCUGCCCCACGAUGCGGGUCCCGACGGACGUCAGCUGGCAUAAGGAUCUGGCGUAUAAUGUGGUGUGUACUCUGCUGUGCGAGCUGGAGCGUUGGAACGAGGGGGCGGGGGAGGAGGGGAGGAUUAGGAGGGUUGCGAUUCCGGGGCUGGCGACGGGUACGGGGAGGUACGAUCCGGAUAUGUGCGCGAGGCAGAUGGUGCUGGCUGUCAAGCACUUUCGGGAUGCGAGGAGUAAGGAGGGGAGGGAGAGGCUUGCGGAUAGGCGCUGGACCACGAACGCGUUCAAUAGGCUGGAAGAAGCGAUGCAGGUUGCGGGUGAUUGA
Peniophora sp. CBMAI 1063 is the source of this 720-nucleotide messenger RNA. The record is from the annotation of a GenBank genome assembly. Lineage: Eukaryota; Fungi; Basidiomycota; Agaricomycetes; Russulales; Peniophoraceae.